AUGAAUUAAUAACCCCUUUCUAUGGAUUCAAGCUAAAUUAACCUAUUAAAAAAUUUAGAUGACAUUGAUGAUAUCUUCAAUGGAUUGGCAUAAGAUGAUGGAGCAUAAUUGGAUCAAGAUUUUGAGGACUUUUUAGAAUGUUUUAGUGAUGACGAGGAUUCUGAAGAGGAAUCUAACUAUAGACCAUUUCCAAGUUUUAGAAAUCCAAGUCCAUCAUUUUAAAUUUCAACGAUUGCUGAAUCUGAUUAGGUGUUAAAAAAAUAAACAGAAGAAAGACUAUUGGCUCCUUCUGGUGAUCAUUAAUUCCCAAUUUACGACGACUAAUAACAAGAGGACUCGAUUGAUGAAGAUGAUGACCUUUCUGAUUUUUUUGACAGCUUUGAUAUAAAUAACACAAAUUAAAAUAAGGAGGAUGAAGUAAAUUAUAUCGAAAUAAAAUAUUUUGAUGAGACAUACAAAAUACCAAUAUUUACGGCUAAAUUAUUUGAACCAGAGUAACCUCUCGAGGAUAGACUACUUUUUGAAAAUACUGAAUUAGUUUUAUGUAAAACCGAAAUGCAUGAUUUUCAUAAGCAUUUAGAAAGAAUUCUAUCUUAAGACCAGAAAAACAUUAAUGAUUUCACAUUUUCUGUAAUGAUUUUAAAAAUUCAAUCUGCUUUACUGGUUGAUCUUUUAAAAUCCUUUCAAAAAAUGAAAGAUUUUUAGCAAGUAUGGCUAGAGGUAUCUCCAUCAUUUAUAUGCUAAGAAAAAGUAACAUAAUUUGGAAGACAGUUAAAACUAUUUUAAGAAUCAGUCAAUUAUGUGAUCGACAGUAAUUCCAACAAGAUUACAAGUCGAAGAUUUUUUGAUAAAUAAAAACCAGCAUACUUUUAGGAUAAAAAGAAGGAUAGCAAAAAGAAGGAAUUGACCGAAGAGGAAAAAAUUUUGGAACUUCAAUAAAUACCGUAUAAUUAGAAUUUCAAUCCUUAAUCUAGUUUGGUUAGCAUACUUUUUUUUAAGGCGUAGGCUCUAUUUGAAUCGUGGUUACAAUUCUUGCAUCACAAAAAGAAUUCUGAAAAAUAUAAAGAAAUUACAAAUAGAUUUAUUCGGUUAUAUGGACACUGGAAAACUGUGAAAUUAUUAAAAGAGUUUGCGAACUUCGUUGCAAGAACAAAAUAGACCUACAUGAAACAAUUAAAAGGAGAUGAUCAAUAAUAAGAUCUAAAAGAAGAAUUAAAAUUCUACUAGAAUUUCUUAUCCAUGAAGACUUUAGGAAUAGUUAAUAAUUUAACUAAAUCUUCGACCUUGAAUUUGAGUGGUGGCAAAUUUAAAGUCAAAGCUCUAAGCCAAAUUAAGGUACCUUAAAAAUAAAAGUACAUUUCGUAACAAUAUCUAAAUUAUACUUAAGAACUAUAUUGA
This is a messenger RNA of Paramecium tetraurelia, 1398 nucleotides long. RefSeq lists its product as uncharacterized. The transcript has 6 exons. NCBI's taxonomy places the organism in Eukaryota, Ciliophora, Oligohymenophorea, Peniculida, Parameciidae. The record is from RefSeq and is a predicted model, not a curated record.